Molecule: messenger RNA, 3828 nt
Organism: Mizuhopecten yessoensis (Yesso scallop)
Lineage: Eukaryota; Metazoa; Mollusca; Bivalvia; Pectinida; Pectinidae
Product: m7GpppN-mRNA hydrolase-like
Exons: 9
Coding region: 232-1572 (446 amino acids)
Biological process (GO): deadenylation-dependent decapping of nuclear-transcribed mRNA; nuclear-transcribed mRNA catabolic process, nonsense-mediated decay
Cellular component (GO): cytoplasm; P-body
Molecular function (GO): 5'-(N(7)-methylguanosine 5'-triphospho)-[mRNA] hydrolase activity; manganese ion binding; RNA binding
Source: RefSeq, a predicted model, not a curated record
AUGGACACAAACACAACGAAAUCUACACCAACAUCGGGGUUUCAAAUCCCUCUUUAUGUUCUUGAUGAUUUAUGCAGGUUUAAAGUAUCAGUUCCCUAAUGAAAUAACAUUAAGGAAACUAUCCAGCUAUCUUGAAAAAGCAUAUUAGACGAAAGUUCUCGAGUCUUAACAUUUUACUUGUCUUUUUAAGGGGAGGGGGGGUAUAAACUGAUAGAGACUUAUCCGUCUAGAAUGAUGAUAUCGGGUCGCUUCAUAAUCAACAUUCCUGAUGAAGAACGACAGGAUCUCAUCAGGAUAUUCUUCCAGAUAGAGCUGGCACACUGGUUUUACCUGGAUUUCUAUUGUGCUGAAAAUCAGGAACUCAGAUCAUGUGGAAUAAAAGACUUUUCUGCACAAGUGUUCAAGCAUUGUCCAUUUCUGAGUGGUCAUGCAGGUGAGGUGGACAAGAUUCUGGAAAAUUGGCGCUCCUAUAAGAUGAGUGUUCCUACUUAUGGUGCUAUCAUGCUGGACCCAGAAUUGAAAUAUGUCCUUUUAGUACAAGGGUUUUGGACCAAGAGUAGCUGGGGUUUCCCUAAAGGCAAAGUAAAUGAAGAGGAAUCCCCCCAUGAUUGUGCUGUGAGAGAGGUCGAGGAGGAAACUGGAUUUGAUAUAGUCACACUGAUAGACAAGAAUGCAUUUCUAGAGAACCACUUCAAUGACCAGCUGACACGUUUGUAUAUCGUUCCGGGGGUCCCACUCAGCACAAAGUUCCAGCCAAAGACACGGAAGGAAAUCAAGAGUCUGCAGUGGUUCCCUAUCGAAGCUCUCCCAGCACACAAACAUGACCAGACCCCGAAGCAACUAGGCUAUAAUCCAAAUAACUUUUUCAUGGUCAUUCCAUUUAUUAAACCUCUAAGGAAGUGGCUUGCCGGGAGACAGAACCUUUUAGAUGCUGAUCUAAGUGAGCACACUCAGCACAGUAAUUCCAAUCAACACAAACAAAUAAAGGGUGGCAUCGGGCCAAAUGAAGCGCGACACCAUCGUGAGAAACAGAAACAAAAACUACAACAGUUCUUUGCACAGCAAAACCAGCAGGAAUAUCAGGAUUACCUACAGCUCAAUGAAAACGAUUCUAAGUCCAGAACAGAGUCUGUUAAUAAAGAUCUCAAGUCUAGAACAGAAUCUCCUCGCAAGGAGCCAUACCACAAGGGGAGACAACUGGAGAACAGCGACCCAUCACAAGGCAAAAAGGGGUACCAUAUUAUGAAUCGGGAUGGAACGAUUAGUGGAUCUUCCAGAAGAAGUUUAAAUCCUCAGUUUGAAAACAGUCCAGGUCUAAAGCAGGGUCAGCCAUAUGAUAGAAGCAGAGUUCCGACUUUGAUAUUUGACAGAACACAACCCCCUCCUAGUCUUCCAACCAAACCCCAGCAUGACAGGCCCAACACGCAACAUAUGAACUCUCCAUAUGGCAAAGGACAGUUUAAUCAAAAGAAACAUAAAUAUGUCAAAAUCACAGACCCUGACGGACUCGGGUCAGAGGCAUGGCUAAACUUUCAUUUCGACAUAUCAGCAAUCAUGUCCUGUAUUCAGUGAAGUGCUUGUAAUGCAUAGAGCUUGCCAGGAUGUUUUUCCUAACUUUAAAGUGACUUGGAAUACGAGGAUGUGCAUCUUUUCUCUCAUGAAUACACAAAAGUACACAGAGUGCCAUCUGUAUUGACAGGUGUUUUAGGAAUGUGUAAAGAAAGUUAGUAUGUUGUAUCUGGACAAUAUCAAUGGCAUUCUUGGUAGAUUCUCACAAGUAAAUUCAUGUAUAUCAGUAUCCUUAGUACGUUUUGUCAGUGUGCGAAGGAAGAGGGUGUAAUUACACCGCUAUAAAAGUGGAAAUUUCCACCUUGUGGAUAUGCUUGCAUUUUUAGCUUUGUGCUAACCGUUUCACCCCUAGGUAACUUUAGUAGACUCUACCAUACAUUGAUCUGGAUGAGUCCAUUAUGGUCUAAAGUGGUGAAAGGGUUAAUUAGUGUAAAACUAUCCACACUGGAAUAUGUAUUUAUAGAUUAUAUAGAUUCUAGAUAUAUAUGAUAUAUAGAUUUCAGAACCAUCGCUGAUGUGAAAAAUUCCACAACACGAUCAGUUUAAAGAAUUCCAAUGCAACUGUUUUGAGAUGUGAACAUUUCCACUUUUCAGUUUGGUAGCCCAAGUUUCCCCUCUGGCCCUGACGCCAGACUUAGACAUUUUGACAGAUAGUUGUCCCACACCAGACAUCUAUCAGUUAAGAUGUCUAAGUCUGGUGUCAGGACCAGAGGAAACUUGGGCCUACAGUUUGGUAAUAUGUGAAGUAAGUAGGUAUCUUUAAUAUUCUUGUUAAUAUGUAAAGACAGCUAAUGUCUUUAAAAUUCUUGUUAAUAUGUAAAGAAAACUAGUGUCUACGUCAUUAUUGUUCAUGUGUAAAGAAAACUAGUGUAUGACAUUAUGGUAAAGAAAGUUAUAUAAAUUUGAUGUAUAUGUCAUUCCCAAUCAUGUGUAACAAAAACCCUUCUUUGACAUUCUUGGUGAUGUUUCACCAAACAUGUAUCUAUGACACUAUUGGUAAUGUUUAAUGAAACAUGUAUCUAUUACAUUCUUGGUAAUGUUUAACGAAACACGUAUCUAUGACAUUCUUGGUAAUGUUUAAUGAAACAUGUAUCUAUGACAUUCUAUGUAAUGUUUAACACAACAUGUAUAGACUAUGAUGUUCUUGAUAAUGUUUAACAAACACGUAUCUUUGAUGUUCUUGGUAAUGUUUAACGACACACUUAUCUAUGACAUUCUUGGUAAUGUUUAACGAAACAUUUAUCUAUGACAUUCUUGGUAAUGUUUAACGAAACACAUAUCUAUGACGUUCUUGGUAAUGUUUAACGAAACACAUAUCUAUGACGUUCUUGGUAAUGUUUAACGAAACACGUAUCUAUGACAUUCUUGGUAAUGUUUAACGAAACAUGUAUCUAUGACAUUCUUGGUAAUGUUUAACGAAACACAUAUCUAUGACGUUCUUGGUAAUGUUUAACGAAACACGUAUCUAUGACAUUCUUGGUAAUGUUAAACGACACACGUAUCUAUGACAUUCUUGGUAAUGUUUAACGAAACACAUAUAUAUAUGACAUUCUUGGUAAUGUUUAACGAAACACGUAUAUAUGACAUUCUUGGUAAGGUGUGAAAGAAGCUAGUUUAUAUGACAUAAUGGUAAUACAUAAAUUAGGAUGUAUGAGAUUCUGGUUUAUUGUGUAAAGAAAGCUUGUCUUUAUGUAUAUUACAUAUUAAUGCAUAAGGAGAUUUGAUAUCUAUGAUAUUGUUGGUAAUGUGUGAAGAAAGUUUAAGUAUGAUAUCUAUGACAUAAUUAUGAUGAUAUCUAGGACAUUUGAGGUUAUGGAAAUCAAGGAAUUUUGACUUUUUUGUAAAUCUGAUUCAACAGAUAUUUUUCCCUGAAAUUACAAAUUAACACAUUUGGAAGUCAUUGUGUUUAUUUAGUGCCCUUUCUUUCUCAUGUAAUUAUUUUUGUUAUAGUUUAAAAACUAUUUCUGGUAAAUCUACAUGAUAUAUCAUAAAUGUUUUCAUAGAUCCAGAAAGAUGCUUUAUUAAUAAGCAGCCCCCAUUACUCCAAUAUUUUUAAGGGCCAAGUGUGCUAAUACAACAAAUACAGAAUAUUUAUCUUGCAUUAAAUACUGUUUAUAUUUUUUACUGAACACUUCCAUUUAUUAUCACAGAAUGAUACGAAAAUGUGCCUCACAAAGGAAGUAAUGUUAUUGUGACUAGACGUUAUCAUACAGACAAAAGAUUAUUUAAUUUUGCAGGAAUAAAAAUAAUCUCAAAGUU